Molecule: messenger RNA, 598 nt
Organism: Serpula lacrymans var. lacrymans S7.9
Lineage: Eukaryota; Fungi; Basidiomycota; Agaricomycetes; Boletales; Serpulaceae
Exons: 2
Coding region: 186-368 (60 amino acids)
Source: RefSeq, a predicted model, not a curated record
UUCCGAAAAAUUUCCUCAGGAGAUAGGCAAUAUCAGGCACCACCAACAUUGUGCCAUUCAUCAUUCCAAGGGCCGGUCAAUCAUAACAUCCUGUCAACUUUACGGGCUUUUCUGGUGACGAUGAUGCGCAGAAGAUGUAGGACAGUUUAAGCCUGGUCUGGAAGCAAACCCCUACAUUGGAGUUUAUGGUGGAAGAUAGAGUAGAGGUCUUGGUCGACGAUAAGGGUGAAAGGGCAGAACUGGCUGCUGCGACUAGGGAACUAAGAGCUGUCCAUCCGUAUGAAGAGAUUGCAUAUGACGUUUAUCGAUUAGAACAUAGACAAACGUGGAGGCUUCGUCGUUCUUGGUUUUAUCGAAUCUUGCUUUGAAUGAGGAAAUUUAGCCCCCCCAUCACCAGGCUUGUCUACCCUGGAUCGGAUUACUGGAGACGUGUUUCUCUUCGUCGCAUUUUAUGCAUGGAUACCAAGCGCUAGUGUCACCAUCGACGGUUCCUCCUACCAAAUAAUGUCCAUGAAGUCGUAUAUUGCAAUGUGACAUAAUGUUGCAAAAUCGUAUAUGAAUUGCGAUGUCUAUUUCCCAAUAACUUGACCUGCGAUCG